AUGGCUUGCCUGCAGCCACCCGCGCACGCCCGAGCCCCAUCCGUGGGGACCUCCUGCCGUUGCCACCGCCGCCGUUCUACUCUGCCUCGGUGGAGGAGUCUCCCACGAUGCAAAAGUCAUGGUGGUGGGAAGCCGGUCGUCACAGACACUGUCGACGAGGUGACACCCGAUAAGGGGCCAGAGACUGAGAUUAAGGGAGAGGAAGAGAAUGAGGCCGUCGCGAGGCGUGGGGCUCCGGGGUGGCUGAGGCUUGACGGGGUUGCGGCGGACAUCCUCGCCAUCGCCGCGCCCGCCGUGCUCGCGCUCGCCGCGGACCCCAUCACGGCGCUCGUCGACACCGCCUUCGUCGGACAUAUCGGUUCGGCUCAGCUUGAGGCUGUUGGUGCAUCGACUUCCAUAUUCAAUUUGGUAUCCAAGCUGUUUAAUGUGCCGCUACUUAAUGUCACCACAUCCUUUGUUGCUGAGCAGCAGGCAAUGGAUGGCAAUUCUAACACCACAAGGGAAAGAGAUGAAUUUUUGACACCAAUAGAGAAGGUAAGGCAACAAAAGAAGGUUCUUCCGGCUGUAUCAACAUCCUUGGCUCUAGCUACUGGUAUUGGACUGUUGGAAAUGGUAGCUCUGAUUGUUGGAUCUGGGACCCUGAUAAACAUCAUUGGUAUACCCGUCGAUUCACCAAUGCGAGCACCAGCAGAACAGUUUCUGACACUGAGGGCACUUGGUGCUCCACCGAUCAUAGUGGCACUUGUAGCCAAGGGUACAUUUCGUGGAUUCCUGGACACGAGGACACCAUUAUAUGCUGUGGGUGCUGGCAACCUAUUAAAUGCAGUACUUGAUGCAUUACUUAUUUUUCCAAUUGGUCUAGGAGUAAGCGGUGCUGCACUGGCCACUGUGACCUCGGAGUACCUGACAGCAUUCAUCCUCCUUUGGAAGCUGAAUAAUGAAGUAGAUCUGUUCUCAUGGAAUAUAAUUGAGGAUGGAGGAGUCAUCCGCUACCUGAAAUCUGGUGGUCUACUAAUUGGCAGGACAAUUGCAGUAUUCUUGACACUGACACUGUCUACAUCUCUGGCUACAAGGGAAGGGCCUAUUCCAAUGGUGGGCUAUGAGAUAUGCUUGCAAUUGUGGUUAACAAUUUCUCUACUCAAUGAUGCUCUAGCCCUUGCUGGCCAGGCUCUACUUGCUAGCGAAUAUGCAAAAGGGAACUACAAGCCAGCCCGCGUGGUUUUAUACAAAGUCCUGCAGGUUGGAGGUGUGAUUGGUUUUCUCCUUGCUGCUUCCUUGUUUGUUGGGUUUGGAUCUUUGUCUUUGCUGUUUACAGAUGAUCCAGCAGUUUUAGACGUAGCGCACUCUAGAGCCUGGUUUGUCACUAUUUCUCAGCCGGUGAAUGCUAUUGCAUUUGUGGCUGCACUACAAAAAUACCCCCCUAUUGCAACGCAUUUAUGCGUUGCUAAAAGUUGAAAUAAGUGUUGCUAAGGCUUAUACCAAUGUAUAAUUAUGUGUUGCCUAUGCUGCCGUUGCUAGGGUCUACUGCAACACUUAUAUAUAUGUUGGUAAGCCAUGGCUAUAAGCGUUGCUACGCCGCAACGGAUAUUUAUUCCCUACUACAACGCUUACAUGUGUUUGUACCGGCAAAGACGGGUUGACCCGUAUUGGAUUUGGCAACAUUUUGCUUA
This is a messenger RNA of Zea mays, 1670 nucleotides long. RefSeq lists its product as uncharacterized. Gene Ontology annotation, molecular function: xenobiotic transmembrane transporter activity; antiporter activity. Gene Ontology annotation, cellular component: membrane. The record is from RefSeq and is a predicted model, not a curated record. Bases 1 to 1455 code for a protein of 484 amino acids. The transcript is spliced from 12 exons. Lineage: Eukaryota; Viridiplantae; Streptophyta; Magnoliopsida; Poales; Poaceae. Gene Ontology annotation, biological process: transmembrane transport.